Molecule: messenger RNA, 288 nt
Organism: Echinostoma caproni
Lineage: Eukaryota; Metazoa; Platyhelminthes; Trematoda; Plagiorchiida; Echinostomatidae
Source: the annotation of a GenBank genome assembly
AUGACUGAUGCUUAUUGCACACUAUCCCUAUGUCUGCUCAUUUUUGCUCAUCCAAAUCAGUUGCCAUCCGGUCUUCUUUACAGUGAUGGUUCAUUGCCUGCCUGCAUUUUGGGAGCUCGAACUGUGGCUGCAAAGCAUUCUGCUUGUAUGUUCUUGGUUCCACCGACAGCUAUUGUUCAUGCUUUGACGGCCUUAUGCGAUUCCAGUUCAGAGUCCCUUAAAUCCAAUCGUUCAGAAAAUUACACGCCAUCCAUGCUGCACAUGAACGAUUACCUUGAAGAAAGCUAA